Molecule: messenger RNA, 1640 nt
Organism: Misgurnus anguillicaudatus (oriental weatherfish)
Lineage: Eukaryota; Metazoa; Chordata; Actinopteri; Cypriniformes; Cobitidae
Source: RefSeq, a predicted model, not a curated record
CAUGUGUCUUGAAUAGUACAGGAAAUAUAAUGCGGAAUUUAAAGCAGGGAACGAAAGAGUCGCGUGGGGGUGCUAGGACAGAAGAUCAAUGCUGGCUUUGUUUUGACUUUUAAAACGAGCAUGUUAAACAUUUCUGAUUGUUUUCAUUAUAGUCUACUGUAGAACUUUAGCAACUUCCUGGAUGGUCGAUGGAUGUAAAUGCCUCUGACCAGCUAAUACAAUGUGCUUUAUCCAUAUGGGAGUUUAGGUGUAUGUAGUAAUUCAUCAAGUUUUUUGAAUUAAAGUAAUCUCUGCGGACGUAAUACUUGGUUAGCACGCGUGGAUAAAUACAUGGAUUGCAUAAAUCCCAUGCAGAAGAAGAGAAGACACAGUGAAGAGGUGGAACAAUGGCUCAAACAGUCGAAACGGCUGUGCAAUGGACUGGGAGGCUGUGGUCCAGUUGAAUAUAAUGGGGUGAUAGACACUCCAAUGGAUACGUGGGAUCCCCCAAAUCAUGGCACUCAAAAUGGACAUGGUGCCAAUGGCUACGUACCUGGCAUGGUUUUAGGAGCCUCAGGACGUGGUGCAGGACAGAUUUGCCCCAGAUGUAUGGCAGGUGAACCUGGUCAUAUAAACCACAUCAUGAAGUAUUGAUCACCAGGGCCGAUGGCUAAUGCAGAAGGUGAAUUGAUUAAUUAACCGGAAAGGAAAAAGGGCGACUCAGAAAUGCAAUCCGCACUUUAGCUCUAUUCUGCAGUUUUCUGUAUAUUCUGUGCCUUUCGUGCAUUUUACAUCCAUCUUCUAGGAAUAUAUUGUUUUGUAGAGAUUUAUAUAGUUUACAGUACCAUGAGCGCUCCAUGAACUUGAUGAGAGAGGUCAGCCUGAUCUCACGGGAAUUUGUACGUAUUUUACGAGUUGGCGAGUAUUUUGGGUGAAUCAUAUAAAAACAUGAUUAUUAGAAAAAACUAAGAAUACACAGCAUCUUAACCCAAAUACAAAAGCAAAUGGUAAAAAAAUAUAUGAAUGUUAUUGGAUAAAUUAGCCACCUCCAAAAAUGAGAUUGUGUCGGAAAGGUAAUGAUGGAUGUUUUGGAUCCUCAGGUCUUAGUUUAAUUAUGAAAUUAAAUUUUUUAACAAACACACCUUACUAAAACAUUACUUGUUUGCAUUUUGAGGCAAAACACGGGGCAUUGAAGUUUUUUAAGAUAUGUCAGUGCAAGUUGUUUUCAGUUCAGACAGCUCUUACACCCCCAAAAAGUUGUAUUGUGUUUUUUUUCUUACAUUUUUUUCCAGGUCCAGUUUUCAUUACUUAAAAAUUGCUCCUGUUUAGCAAAGUCUGUUUGCAUAAAUAUUUUUAUAGAUUAUUUUUCUAAAAACUAAAAUAAUGAUGGACUUUAGAGCACUAAAUGCAUUUCAUAAUUCCAGUUCAUUUCUGUGUUGAUAAUUUUUUUAUGAAAAUUCGUGAAUGUAUGAUUUAAUUUGGUUUUGUCCUUAUAUUUCUGUACCUUAACAAAACAUUUAAAACGUCUUUAUAGUUGUCACUAUGUUGUUUAUCAUAAUUUGUAUUCACUGGGAAAAUGUUUAAUAAUUAAUCUUCAUGUAACUUUAAAAAAAAAACAGUCCAGGAUAUUUUACAUAAAGGCUAAUUUUAAAUAAAUGUUU